AAGGUCCAGUCCUGGUGUACUGUUUCGAGUCAACUUGGUCUGCUAUAUUCAGGAUGGCUCUGUCUUUUCUUGUGCUCUUGUGUGUGCUGUUGUCUACCACCUGCUGCUCAGCUAACAAAGGUGUGCAGACUGGCAUGCAAGUAGCAGCAGGAUCUAAGUCAGUGACUCUUCAGCCCUGGCUGGUGGGUCUAACAGCUGUAGUUGGCUUCCUCUUCAUUGUUUUCACCAUUCUGAUUGUUCGCAGACUACUCAGGAAGAACAGGGAGGAUGAAGAAGGAUGGGAUUACGCCAAGGCUGUAGAGAUGGAUGGAGAUGUGAAUCCUGUGCUUUGGAUCUCAACCCGGUUGAAGACCAAUGGGAGAUUUUGGACCGACGUGUUAGACAGCACUCUCCACCACCAUCAUCAAAACACCAAGUGAGGGAACAGCUGUUGGAAUAAUGGUGUUCCUCCCUCCAGUGGAGUCCAGAGACUUGGAGAAUCAAUGAUGAGGAGCACUGAAACCUCUGGAGGCUGCUGGUGGCCCAACACCUUGUCUUUAUGUUGUCCUUGCAUUUGUCACAUCUUUUGCUCCAGCAAAAGACCUGUAAUACUUUAAGGACUACUGUGACAAAUGACACAUAA
Molecule: messenger RNA, 622 nt
Organism: Xiphias gladius (swordfish)
Lineage: Eukaryota; Metazoa; Chordata; Actinopteri; Istiophoriformes; Xiphiidae
Gene: smim24
Product: small integral membrane protein 24
Exons: 4
Coding region: 54-419 (121 amino acids)
Source: RefSeq, a predicted model, not a curated record